UGCCCCUUAUGCACGUCCAACCGCCACCUAUAUAUCUUGCCAUCCCCCAAUGCAGGUCAUCAGUCAUCGCUUGUCAUUUGUGGAGUGGAGCCGGUUAAAGAAACUUCAACAAAUUGAAGAAAUCAACGGUCACGAUGCGCCCUCACUGCCUCCUCAUCCUCGCCCUCGUCCUCCUUCCUCCGGUGGCCGCUGCCGCGGACCGACGGGGUCUUAUAACCGGCGGUUGGCAGCCCAUAAAGAACAUGAGCGACCCCCAUGUGAAAGAGAUCGCAGAGUUCGCGGUGUCGGAGUACACCAAGCAAGCCCAAGGCCAGAACAAGUUGGUGUUUGAGAGCGUCGUCCGGGGCGACAGUCAGGUGGUGGCGGGCAUCAACUACCGGCUUGUCAUUUCCGCAAAAAACGAGUCGGUGGUUGACCCCGCUGUUGACGAUUAUGAGGGUAUUGUGUGGGAGAAGGCUUGGGAGCAUUUCAGGCAAUUGAUCUCAUUUCAUCAAUUGUAAAAAACAAACUAAUUAUAUGGAGAUUAUGAUAAUUUCGUAUUUUAAUCGUUGUCUUUAAUAUGCUCUACUGUACUCUGGAUUGCUUGAAGCUAUCAUCACCUUCCAUUAUAAUAAAGAAAUUGAAUGAAUAAUUGAUGUUUAAUUCUUAA
This is a messenger RNA of Malus domestica (apple), 649 nucleotides long. RefSeq names its product cysteine proteinase inhibitor 1. Lineage: Eukaryota; Viridiplantae; Streptophyta; Magnoliopsida; Rosales; Rosaceae. Gene Ontology annotation, molecular function: cysteine-type endopeptidase inhibitor activity. The record is from RefSeq and is a predicted model, not a curated record.